Messenger RNA from Drosophila nasuta, 673 nucleotides. It is a transcript of the gene Dpy-30L2, whose product is annotated as Dpy-30-like 2. The transcript is spliced from 2 exons. The coding region runs from base 146 to 466 and encodes 106 amino acids. The record is from RefSeq and is a predicted model, not a curated record. Lineage: Eukaryota; Metazoa; Arthropoda; Insecta; Diptera; Drosophilidae.
AGAAAGUAUACUUUUGUGUUAAAUAUAUUCUAAAACCCGCAUUCGCUUUUCCACUUUUGUCGUGGGCAGUACAGAUAAAUAUAAAACAAUUUUUAAAAAAUUCUAGAAGUUUACAUUUUGAGCCAAGUUUGGUUGCUGCUCAGAAAUGUCGCCGCCAAAGAGGGAAACCGUUGAACCGACUCCCGUUGAGCACAAAUCUGCAAUGAGGGAAUCUUCGCCAAUGCAGAAUUUGGAGACGGACUCUAUUGGCGAUGGCCAACAUCUGUUGUCCAUGUGCCGCAAGCCGCGACUUGAUCUCAACUCGUUGACUGUGCGUCAAUAUCUGGAUCAGACUGUGGCGCCCAUUUUGCUGCACGCUCUGCAAGCGGUGGCAAAAGACAGACCCACGGAUCCCAUAACAUUUUUGGCCACAUAUUUGUUAAAGAAUCGCAAUCGUUGCUAUGAAGUCAAUGCCGAAGCUUCGUAGAAACUCUAGCCACGCCCCCUCAGAUGUUAUAGAUUUACUACUUAUUUUUUGCUGCACACUCAUUUACAUUUACAUAUUACACCCACACACUUACCAGAUGUAUGCAAUGCAGCAACAUUGUCUUGAAAAAGCUUUUCCUUUGGUUGGUCUACAAAAAACAAUGUUGUCAACACUUCAAUUUCAAUAAAUAUUAAUUUGCUGCUGGUA